AUGUCAGCUAUCCAGAUUCUCCACUUUUUCUACCCCUUUGCUGAUGCAAAGAAGAGUGAUGAUCUGCUUCCUGCUGGCACUGAGGAUUAUAUCCAUAUAAGAAUUCAACAGAAGGGCACCUGGGUACCUUUACUAACUGUCCAAGGGAUGGCUAAUGACUAUGAUAAAAAGACACUAGUGAAGGUGUUUAAGAAGAAAUUUGCUUGCAAUGGUACUGCAGCUGAGCAUCCAGAAUAUGGAGAAGUCAUUCAGCUACAGGGUGACCAGUGCAAGAACAUAUGCCGGUUCUCCUAG
Molecule: messenger RNA, 294 nt
Organism: Canis lupus familiaris (dog)
Lineage: Eukaryota; Metazoa; Chordata; Mammalia; Carnivora; Canidae
Product: eukaryotic translation initiation factor 1-like
Exons: 2
Coding region: 1-294 (97 amino acids)
Biological process (GO): translational initiation
Cellular component (GO): eukaryotic 43S preinitiation complex
Molecular function (GO): RNA binding; ribosomal small subunit binding; translation initiation factor activity
Source: RefSeq, a predicted model, not a curated record